This is a messenger RNA of Archocentrus centrarchus (flier cichlid), 2395 nucleotides long. RefSeq names its product calcium/calmodulin-dependent protein kinase IGb (gene camk1gb). The coding region runs from base 1 to 1461 and encodes 486 amino acids. The transcript is spliced from 13 exons. Gene Ontology annotation, biological process: protein phosphorylation. The record is from RefSeq and is a predicted model, not a curated record. NCBI's taxonomy places the organism in Eukaryota, Metazoa, Chordata, Actinopteri, Cichliformes, Cichlidae. Gene Ontology annotation, molecular function: ATP binding; protein kinase activity.
AUGGAUGUAAUCUCCGACUUGACAACAGGUAUUUGUAAGGUCCCAGAUAAAGUAAUCUGCCCAGACCUCGGAGAGCUUUCGGCAGGAGAGUCAGAGCAGAGCUCCAACAGCGCAAAGUCUCUGGAAUUCCCUGUUGAAGCGCCUGCAGACAUGGGUCGUCAAGAGGCCGAUUAUGUGUGGAAGAAGAACACUGAAAACAUCCAAGAGAUUUUUGACUUCAUGGAGGAGUUGGGAUCUGGGGCAUUCUCAGAGGUUUACAUGGUGAAGGAGAAGAAGACGGGGAAGACUUUUGCCAUGAAGUGUGUGAAGAAGAAACAGAAGCGGGAUCUCAACCUGGAGAAUGAGAUUGCCGUGCUGAGAAGAAUUAAACAUGAGAAUGUUGUGGGGAUGGAGGAUUUCUAUGAAAGCCGAACACAUUACUAUCUUGUCAUGCAGCUGGUUUCAGGCGGUGAGCUGUUUGACCGCAUCCUGGACCGGGGAGUGUACUCAGAGAAGGAUGCCAGCAGUGUGAUUCAGCAGGUGCUGCAGGCCGUCAGCUAUCUGCACCAAAAUGGCAUAGUGCAUCGUGACCUCAAGCCCGAGAACAUCCUGUACUACAGCCAGGACGAAAACUCCAAGAUCAUGAUCAGUGAUUUCGGCCUGUCAAAGGUGGUAGACAACGGCAUCAUGUCGACAGCCUGUGGCACCCCAGGAUAUGUAGCUCCAGAAGUUUUGGCACAGAAGCCCUACAGCAACGCCGUUGACUGCUGGUCUAUUGGAGUUAUCACCUACAUCUUGCUCUGCGGUUAUCCCCCUUUUUACGAAGAGAGCGAGACGCGACUCUUCUCCAAGAUCAUGAAGGCGCAGUACGAGUUUGACUCGCCAUUCUGGGACGACAUCUCUGAAUCUGCUAAGGAUUUUAUACGCAACAUGAUGCAGAAGAAUCCCAAGAUGCGUUACACUACAGAUCAAGCGCUCAGACAUCCAUGGAUUAUUGGAAAGACGGCCCGGAGCCAGGACAUCUACUAUUCUGUCAGCAUUCAGAUUCAAAAGAAUUUUGCCAAGUCCAAGUGGAAGCAAGCCUACAAUGCUGCUGUUGCUAUCAACCACAUGAAGAAGCUGCAGCUGGCCCACUCAGAGCAGGUCCUGAGGCAGGCCAGUAUCCCCGACAUAAGGGUCAUCGAUGUGUCCUCCCCGACGAAAAACCGCAAACAUCUUGAUCCAGACAAGCUCGAGCCCAAAGUGCCAGAGGUCAGCAAGAAUGUACAGGGGACACAUCACAUAUCCCUGCCCCCAAGCCAUGCUGAACUGAAGAGCCAUUCCCACCCACUGAAGACCAGUCAGAGCCAGUGCAAUUCACACCACGCACCUACGAUAGCUGAGCAAGGAAAGCAUGUGUACCACUCAGAGCCUGCCAACCUGAACGGAUAUGGCAAAAACAAGAAUGGCAAGACUAUAACCGGUGUUUGCGCCAUCAUGUGAAGCCUGUAUGGAGGUUUACGUGGAAAAAAAAACAUUUUACUUGGUCAGUGUUGCUGUUUUGACCCAGCAUGCAGCUGGUUUGCGUCAGCAGCUCCCAGGUGCUGAGAAUGAGAAGUGGUUGAUUCAAACGGUGUGGGAGAGCCACAAUCUGAGUGGGACGUUUUAUUUUGGAGAGAGUGCCUAUGAAGCUUCCCAAAAACCCCACACCAGAGCACACAAACCACAAUGAAACUCAUACGCUGAGAUGCAUGAGACACAUUGGAUAUCGUGGGCUCACUUGCAGCUGAACGUCCAUGUUGUUUAUGGUGAAGUUCUUCCUGACUCCUGGUUUUUGAUCAGGCAGCAAUCAGAUCAUCAGAACACUUUGUGUACAUGAUUACAUGUUUAAAAUAAUACACACAAUGACAUCAAAUUACUGUACUUGAUCAUGUGUAAAGCACUAUCCUAUAGCCAAUAUGCAUUUAUAAGCACACUAGAAUAUAUCUGAAAGAAAUCUGCAUGUUUACUGCAUCCGUUAAGCCAUACUGGUAUAAUUUAUUCUUGUAAAGUUGUCUCAUAUUUUUGUUACUUUCUUCGUGCUUCAUUUAUUUAUUUUUUAACUUUGCUUGUUUUGUUUUUUUUUAAGAAUAACAUAGAGCAGAUCGAACACAAGUUAAAAAUAAAAACAAAGACAUAAUAAUGUAUAUUUAAACAAACCUAUCAUUAACAGUGUAAAUGCCACAAGUAUAUUCAUUACAUGCCAUGAACUCUACUACAUUCAGGUAAAGUCUGUUGUUAUAAAAGUUUAUUCACUCAUUGUAAGUGGUUUACUUUGGGCAGUCUGCUUUUUGUCUCUGUGUGUGGCUGUGUAAUGCUGCAUUUAACCAUAUUGAUGUUAUAUAUGUAUUACACUGGGAUUCCUGUAUACUCAAAAAUAAAGGAUCUGCAAUUGUUU